Messenger RNA from Drosophila obscura, 3908 nucleotides. RefSeq names its product zinc finger protein with KRAB and SCAN domains 8 (gene nerfin-1). Gene Ontology annotation, molecular function: DNA-binding transcription repressor activity, RNA polymerase II-specific; RNA polymerase II cis-regulatory region sequence-specific DNA binding. Gene Ontology annotation, biological process: negative regulation of transcription by RNA polymerase II; regulation of cell cycle process; neuron differentiation. Gene Ontology annotation, cellular component: nucleus; transcription repressor complex. The coding region runs from base 7 to 1662 and encodes 551 amino acids. The record is from RefSeq and is a predicted model, not a curated record. NCBI's taxonomy places the organism in Eukaryota, Metazoa, Arthropoda, Insecta, Diptera, Drosophilidae. The transcript has a single exon.
AGUGCAAUGGCCACACAAACACAGACUCAGCUGCAGACGCUGCAGCAGACACAGACACAGACAUCGACACUGUGCCACCCGCACAGCAUUGGCAUCCAGCUGCAGCACAAGGGCAUGCCCCAUGGCCUGGGCCUGCUUACCACAGUGGCCUCGCUGCCGCCCAAGUACCGCAGUCGGUAUCUGAAUCUGAAAAGCAAGUGUGAAAUUCCGCUGGAUCUCUCGGUGAAGCCACCAACACCCACAAUGGAGCUGCACGAGGAGGAGCAGGAGCUGCAGGAGCUGCAGGAGCUGCAGCAUCCAAUUAGCGAUGCGAUGGAUGUGCCAAUGGCCACCGCAUUCGCUGAGGUAUACAGCAGCGAAGCUGUGGUGCAGCAGCAGGAAGAGCAGCAGCAGCAGCAGCAGGAAGAGCAACAGCACACCAUCACCCCACCGCAGAGUCCUGAACCGAGGCUGAAGCGUAAAUUGAGCGCCACCGAUGACGAUAACGAUGAUGAUGAUGAUGUCCAGCAUGCUGCCAAGCUGCCCAAAACCCAAAAGGAGAAGGAAGAGCAGCUGGAGCUGCCCUCAACCAGCAGGGCGGCAGCCGCUGCGACCCUUGUGGAGGCCACACCUGCCAAACCCAUUAAAGUCUGUGAACCGCCCAGGACCAGCAAGGCGGCGACCUCGGGCAAGUCCUCGUCGCGGAAUAAGGCCACGCGCAAGCUGAAAUUCGACGAGGAGACAAGCUCGCCCGUCUCGGGCACAGUCAUACGGCCCCUGGAGGACAUCACCGAUGGCACGAUGCAGUACAGCAACGGGGACAUCGAUCCCAAGUACAACAUUGUGGAGAUCACCGAGGAGACGAAGGCGGAGCUGGCGGCCAUCAAGAAUGUCAUUGGGGACUAUGUCUGCCGGUUGUGUCGCAUCAGGUUCGAGGAUGCCUUCGGUCUGGCGCGGCAUCGGUGUGCGUGCAUUGUGCUGCUGGAGUACCGCUGCCCCGAGUGUGGCAAGCAGUUCAAUUGCCCCGCGAAUCUGGCCUCACAUCGCCGGUGGCACAAGCCCAAGAAGGAGGCGGCGGGCGUGAAAAAGGAGAACCAGCAGCCGGCAGCAGCAGCAGCAGCGAAGGCUGGAGGCGGUGGUGGUGCCAACAAGAAGGCUGCUGCUGGGGCUGAGGAGGCUGCCACUGGCGGUGGCUUUGAUUGCUCCGAUUGUGGCAAGAAGUUCAAGCGGGCGGCGUACCUCAGGAAGCAUCAGCUGACGCACGCCAAGAAGGGAGCAGCCACCCAGGAGCAAUCCAAGGAGUUGCCACAGACAACCAUCAGGGCGGUGUUCAAGGCCACGCCAUACAGUGGAGGCGCCUCCACGUCCUCGUCAUCAUCCUCCUCUGCCAGCAGCAUGCACUCGCAGUCCACGCACGAGGACGAGGGCGUGUACGUUGUGGCAACGACCAGCACCAGCACCAACGCCACCUCAGCCACAAGGAGCAGCAGCAGCAGCCACUACGAAGGCGACUACGAGGCCGACUACCUGUCCGACAGCAGCUCCUCGGCCUCCUCGACGGGCUAUGGCCGCCUGCAGAUCGUGGAGCAUGGCCUCACCGAGGAGGAGAGCAUUGCAGCGGCGGCACUCACCAAUCUAAGGAACUGCGCUUCCGUCAUACAGCACACAACGAUGGCGCACUAAACAGAGAGAGACAGAGAGAGAUAGUCCAUGAGUGAGUUUUGAGGUUGAGUUUUACUUAAGUUUUAGUUAUAGUUUAAGUUUUAGUUAUUAGUUAUACACACCCACCCCCCUUCCCACCAGUGAGGGGGGGCCGCAACUGCAGCUGAAACAAACCAAAGAAUUUAGUUUUACUCGUGGCAUAGAAGACGCCUCUAUUUUAUCACUUAGUUACACAUUAGUUAGUUGUAAUGUUUGUGUUUAGUUGACGAUUUCGUUUCCAUUACCCAAAAUGAGUUCAAUUCUAGUCAAACUCUUUCCCUCUGCCUCUGCCUCUCCCUCGAGAGAGAGUGAGAGAAAGAGUCUCCUUCGAACUUCAGUCAAACAUUCCCCCAAUUGUCUUUAGUCUCUAGUUUUUAGUCAGUGUUUAACCAAAGAAUAUGUGGCACUAGUCAGCUUCAAUAUGAUCUCGUACCAGGCAGCAGGCAUUUCCAAUACCAUUCCCCCUCUAGUCAUUAGGCAUAGAUACUCGUAGAUAUCUCUAGUCAUUUAGGAGCAGAACGGAAGCACAGCAGAGUCCUCUAGUCAGUGAAAAAGGAGUGCAAUGCAACACCUUAAACUCUCUUGAUCUAUAUUCAUGCUUUAGCCUCAAACUAUUCUCUUCAAACCUUCAUGCAUCUCUUCUCAUAUUCUCAUCUAAAUAUGCCUCAUUUUCAACACAUCUCUAAGUCAUUUCCGAUCAUCUUUAUCCACUUGUCACUCUCUUCACUCACCAUUUCUCUUCACAUUAUUUCACACUCAUCAUUCUUUACUCAUCCUUUCUACCCCUUGUAUUCCAUCUUUCCAUCUUCUAUUCUCAUCUUUCAUUAAUCAUCUGCCCCUUCUGCCUCAUCAUUCCAUUGCUUCAUUACCACUUUAUUCCCUUCUAUAUCUUACCCACAUAUCAUCCAUUUCUAAACCCUGCCGCAAACCUUCUUCUUCAUGUCUUUUCUAGUCCUUAGUUCUACUUGCAUCUCCUUCUAGUCAUCAUCUAGUCAUAGAUAUUUUAUAGUCAGGCCCCCCCCCCCACCCAUUUCGAUCUCGCUCUAAGUUUUGUACAUGCUAAAAGAUAUAUCUUUUCUUCAAUUUCGGCUACAGCUUUAGUUCUACAUAUAAUACGUACUCUAGAUAUUUCUCUAGUUAUUUUUUAAAUUUAAAACCAAAAAAAUUCAGGCGAAAAUUGUGCAGUAAUAGUUUUUAAGUUCGAAAAACCAAACCAAAAACCAAAAAUCUUUAGUUUAGUAAAAAGGCAGGAGAAACCAGUGUUGCUAUAAACCAAAAAAAAUUCGAGUGUGAACUCUAGUCAUUUUUUCAUAGUUAGCAACGUAAGAUGGGGAGUGCCCCCGUCUGUCUGUAUGCAUCUGCGGGUAGCUCCCCCUUCAAUUCUUCAUAGCCAUUCCACCCACCCAGUUAUAGUGCUAGUUUUAGUUUAACUUUAGUUUUAGUUAUAGUUUUAGUUUAUGGACAUUACGGACCAGCGUCUCACUACCAGUCAAAGUAUUGAAAAUAGUACAACACGUCUAGCUAUAGAACGGACACACACUCCUCGUCGUAUGUACUACAGGGUGGGCUAUCCAUCCAUCUAUCCUGUAUGCCAGAGGCAGAACAGAACCUGCGGUUGUGUACUUAAUUACUUACUAAAACCCUAAACACAGAGAGGGAUACAGAAAGGGUGGAGAGAGAGAGAGCAAUAUCACAGCAUUAUUGUUCCUUCAAAUGAAAUGUAUAAUUAUAAUUUUAAAUGUAAAAAAAAAUCGGUUGUAACCCCUGUAACACACCAGAGUACAACGAAACAAAUGGGAAACUUUCGCUCAAAAAUAGAACAUAAGUUAUAAAUAUACAAUCCAUAUACGAUCUAUAUAUAUAUAUACAUAUAUGUAUGUAGGUAUCUAAUAUAUAGGUAUAAUAUCAAUGGAUAAUCUCAUAUCUAAAAUGGUUGAUGAUCGAUGAUUCUUGUGAUACUAAACGUUUAAGAAGCUAAGCCUAAAGUUUACAAAUUACAAAUUAAAAAUUACAUAAAGCAAAAUGAUUUUAUACGUAUUUUGUCUGCUCGCUCGUUUGUGCAUUCAACAAUAAGAUGAACAAAUACAACAAAUAUUUUUGAUAUACGUAAUAUUAUAGUACACCCACCCGCCACGCCCCCAUUUACCUACCGCCCAUAUACAUAUGAAUAUUUACAUACCCCCGCCCCACCACCCCACCUCCACAAAGCCCCAUUAGAUUAUACAUAU